Bursaphelenchus xylophilus (pine wood nematode) is the source of this 8325-nucleotide messenger RNA. Lineage: Eukaryota; Metazoa; Nematoda; Chromadorea; Rhabditida; Aphelenchoididae. The record is from the annotation of a GenBank genome assembly.
AUGCGGGGGUUCAGCGUUUUGCUCGUAUUCCUGCCAAUAAUUAUUGUGAAUGGCUACAAGAUCCUACUGUAUUCGCCAAACUACAGUAGGAGUCAUAUCAACUUCAUUGGGCAAUUGGCCAAUCUUUAUAUUGAAGCCGGCCAUGAAGCGGUGAGUCAGCGUUCAUUUUACCACAAUUUAGAGGAAUUUCAAGCAAUUUGGAGAUGUUUUAAGCCCCUAAAUUAUCAGUUAUGACCUGUUUUAGGUGAUAAUUCGACCAGAGCUGACCAAUAAUGACCCUGAAGUGCUGAUAAAUGGCUCCAAAGCUCGUGUUGUCUGGAGCAGAAAGAGAUUCGAGUCCACACUUCAGUCGCAGACCAUGAAAGCCAAGGCAUGGGAGAGCCAAAGCGGCGGAAUUCUCAGCCAUAUGCUACAAAUGGCGACGGUAAGUGAGGAAAAUCCGAAAACGCCCGAGGCGGUCAGCUCGGAUUUUUUUUUCAAAUGUUGCGUACAUGAUAUACCAAUUACACAUAAUGAUUUGUAAAGAUUGCGUUACAAAAUUAUUCUCCUUAGGGUAGAAAACCAGUCUGUCGGGAAAAUAAUGAGCACUCUGUCGCUUCCAAAACUGCCGGCAAAAAUACAGCCUAGAGGUGUUUUCUUCUCUGACUGCUCUCCUCGUUUCGCGUUGUCUCUAGUAUUAUUCUGUCGGAAAAAUAAUGAGCACUCUGUCGCAACGAAAAUCGUAUCGCCGCCGAGGAAACGAAUUGUGUCGCGACAAAAUCAAAUUGGUCUUCACUGCAGCGACACGAACGAAAUUGCGCUCACUAUUUUACCGACAGACUGGUAGUUUAGUCACAAGUCUCCUCGCUAAACUCCCACUUCAUUUUUUCAGAUGAUCGCACAAACCUCUGACGCCAUCGGCAAAAUGUGCCAACGUAAGUCCCACAGCUUCACAAUACGCUCAUUUUUAGAGCUACUUUCCGACGAAGACCUUAUUGAUCAGUUGAGAAAGGAAAAGUUUGACAUUGGCCUCCUCCAAGUCAUGGACCUCUGUGGCAAUGGGCUUUUCGAACGGAUCGGAGUGCGAAAAUUCAUCCUCGCCGCCGCCAUGCCAUUGCCGAUUGACGCAGCGGCGAUUCUGGGGAUUCCGCAUUCCUUGAGCUUUGUGCCGGGUAGGUCCAGAAGUUUUUUUGUAGGCACGCUUUCAUAAAGAUUUUUUAUAAUGGUAAACAAACUUUUUGAAUGACAUAGCCUGCCGGGAAAAUAAUGUGGAAUCGUCUCACCUGGGAACCGCCCAGAACCCUUAUGCUACCGAUAGCAGGGGUUUGGUUUAUGACUGCGACGGUGCCUCGAGACAUGUGUUUGCGCUAAAACUACAUUAUUUUUCCGACAGGCUGUUGUAGUGCAUAACCUCAAAAAAUUGUUUUUUGCCUCUUUCACGACAAAGAAAACGCGGAAAAUCUGCUUUUUCCCCACUGACCACACAUGGCUUCGGUGGUUCAAAAAAUCGUAUUUUACAUAAACCACACAUAAUAUUGUGAGAUCUGUUUCCAGACAUGUUCCCACUCUCCAAUGAACACAGUAGCUUUGUGCGACGUGCCGCGAACAUUGCCAGCUUCUUGUUCAGCAAGCAUUUUACGUUGAGUAGUCUACGUAGAGCGCAAAUCGACGCAAUCCGAAGGUAUUACCCCGAUUUUACGAUUGAGGUAACGUUUAGCCAGUUAAACGUUUCGUUGAGACAAAUUUUUUUAUUGUCCAUCACUUUUUCAGAGUGCCUUUGGCGAUGCGUCGUUGGUCUUUGCCAACAGCGACGAGCAUGUGGAAUACCCUCGGCCAAUCUCGCAUAAAAUUGUUUAUAUCGGGGGAUUCGCCUUGAGCCGGCCCAAACCCCUGGUUGAGGUGAGUUGAUACUUCAUCCUUGAACACCAUUAUUCUUAUUUUAGUCUGUCGGGAAAAUAAUGUGCACUCUGUCGCAUCGAAAAUCGCAGCGACUCUGAGAAAAUGAAUUGCUUCGCGAAAAAAUCGAAUCGCUUUCCAUUCAGCGACGUGAUCGGCGCAACGACGGUGUGCCCAUUAUUUUCCCGACAGACUGACAAUGCGCGCAGGUCCUGAGAAUUUAACACUCCUCGUAUUUUGUCGCUUUCUGAAAAAAAUAGUUUAUCGUUGCGAAAAAUGACAAUCGCGCAACGCAGGGCAAAAAAAGGACUGGUUUCGUUGCGCUUCAAAAUGCUUACAUACCUAGCAGUUACUUUGAAAAUUUGACUAACGUUCUUCAAAUUAGUUCUAGCAGUCUGUCGGGAAAAUAAUGAGCACUCUGUCUCGCUGCCAAGAAAAUGAAUUGUGUAGCGGCGAAGUAAAAUUGAUUUUACAUUUUCCCAACGGCGAUGCGAUUUUCGAUGCGAAAAAAUGCUCAUUAUUUCCCCGACAGACAUGAAAACACUAAUACAUAGUAAUCCUCGUAUUUCAGCCGUACAAAUCGCUGUUAGAUAAAGCCAAGAACGGAGUUAUCCUUGUUUCGUUUGGAAGUAUCGCGCAUAGCGCGUCCAUGCCGAAAGCGACGAAAACCGCUUUCCUCGAGGCCUUUAGGACAUUUCCUAAUGUUAAGUUCAUCUGGAAAUAUGAAGAGCCGGAAGACGAGGAGGUAAAAGGACUGGACAAUGUUUCGUUGGCCAAAUGGAUACCUCAGACGGAUGUGAUGAGUAAGUGAAGUUAUCCAGUCUACACUUUGCACAACAAAUGAAAUAGGUCCAUGGAAUUUACUGGCUAUAUUUCUGAUUCAUUAUGCAAAAUAUCUGAAGGCUUUUCGGAUAUUUCUGUGUCGCAAUAAAACGCUAAAAAUUCGUGUGAUGACCAGAAAAGCGCCUAAAAAUCUCCGCCGAAUACACUGCUUUCUGCGUUGGCGGAGAAAGCAUAUUUUUAGGCAAAAAAAACCGCUCAUCGUCUUAUUUAUCCUGCAAAAAGAAUUUUUUGGAUAUCUUGACUGAGCGCAAAGACAUCGACAAAAAAUUUCCGCGGAAUUCCUUGAAACACCCUCAUUUUUCCGCAACAAAUUCAUAUUAUUUUCCCGACAGACUAAUUUGUAUUUAGAUGUGGCUUCAUUUACUUUUUCAGACCACAAAAACGCCAUCGGCUUCAUCACGCACGGCGGGAUGAACAGUGUCUCCGAGGCGUCCCAUUUUGGCAUCCCGAUGGUCUGCAUUCCUCUGUUUGCGGAUCAAUCGCGCAACUGCAAGAUGAUUCAGGACCGCGGCAUCGGCUUGGUCGCUUCAAAGGCCAAUUUGACGUCCGAAACUUUGAUCUCCGUGUUCUCGGAGUUGAUCAACAACAAGAAACUCUACAACAAAGCCAAGGAAUUGGCAGCGAUGAUCAAAGGAAAGCCGAUGCAACCGGCGGAAAGGGUGCUGAAAUAUACGGAAUAUGCCGUAAAAUACGACAUUUCGAAGGCAUUGGAGCUUGAAGGAAGGCAUCUGAGUUUCGUCGAGUUCUACAAUAUUGAUGUGUAUGCGGCUGCGGUUUUGAGCAGCCUAUUGAGUGUUUAUCUGGUUUGUAGAGCAGUUCGAUGUUGUGUGUGUAGGAAAAGAGCGGUUAAGGAUAAAAAGGAAUAAAUGGGUCAACUUAAUGUUAAUAUUUUAUUACUGGAAGCUUGCAGAAGCAAUUAGAACUUUUAGUUCACAUUUACAUAUAUGCGAUAUUCAAUUUCAAUUCAAAUUUAUCUCAUUUUCACUCAACAAUUUGGCGAUGAAAACCCCAAACUUAAGUCACUCUAGCGACUUUGCGACGGGGCUAGUGUCGCUAACGGCAACUUGAAAGUUUGCGUUAUUGAUAUGUGGCUUUGUGCAGGCAAAAUUAAAGAUAAUCCUAAGCCUCUUACGAUAACCAUUUUUGUUUGGAGAGGCAUUGUAGGAGUCGUAAAUAAUCAUCUUUUCCUUUUUUAUCAUUUUUUAAUUUUUUGACUACGGUAGACCCUCUGUACAACGAAAUCUCGCUCAACGAAGCCUUUCUAUCAGUCUGUCGGGAAAAUAAUGAGCGCAUUGUCGCUGCCCCGAUCAUGUCGCUGAAGCGAAAAGAAAUUUGAUUUUGCAGCGACACAAUUCAUUUUCUCGGGGGCGAAGCGAUUUUCAAUGCGACAGAUGCUCGUUAUUUCACCGACAGGGCGAUUUGAAGGUACAAGCAGUAACAUUCUUAUUUAGCGAUACAAAUCGCUGUUAGGCAAGGCCAACAACGGAGCUAUCCUUGUGUCGUAAACACAAAGUUCAAAAUUCAAAAUUAAUGUGCUAUGCGUCUAAAAAUGUGCCCCGCAAACCAUACGUGUACACAGAUAAAACCCGGAACACGCGGUGCACAGACGAAAAAAGAUCAUUCACAAAGCGUGGUCCGAAAAUUAUCAGCAAAACUUUUAUCAACACCGCUGAUUGCGAAGAUUCUUCCUUUUUGGAGGAGAAGGAUGAAAUUUCUCAAAAUUAUAGCUGCUCUUUUACUAAUAGCGGCCAGUAAUGGCUUCAAAAUUCUGCUUUACUCGCCCAACUACAGUAGAAGUCACAUAAAUUUCAUUGGCAAAUUGGCGGAUAUUUACCAUGACGCCGGGCAUGAGGUGGUAAGUCGCUUUUUAACGAUUUUUCGACCUUUUUUUGAUUGCUUCUGGUAAUAGGAAAAAAUUAAAAUAAGGUUUAGGCCGUUUUCCGCCCACACCUUUUCGAUAACGACCCGGAUUUCUUGUUGAACGGGACAAAAGCCCGAGUUAUUGCGGUGAAGAAGAAGUUCGAAACUCCGUUGUCGCCGGAGAUGAUGAGAUCGAACUCCUGGACGAUGGGAAAUGAUGGAAUCGUGCAAACAAUAGCUCAGGGAUACAAGGUUGGACUUACUAUAAAUUUUCCACAACAACAAACCUCUGUACAACGAGCCCUGUUUAUUCAUCUGUUGGGAAAUUAAUGUGGAUUUGUCGAAAAACAAUUUAAUUUUUUCCGUCACAGUUCAUUUUGUUGGCGGCGAUUCUACUUGCGAUGCGACAGAGAGCUCAUUAUUUUUCCGGCAGACCGCUAAGACUAUUUUUAUAGUCUUUUGCGCUUUGUUGGCUUUGUUGUUCAGAGGUUUUGCUGCAUGUACUUGAAAAAAAAAAUACGAAUUUUUCAGAUGAUGAAACUCUUUGGCGAUGGAAACACAAAACUUUGUCGACGUAAGGCUUCCCUUUCAAAAUGCAUCUAGCCUUGGUUUCAGAAAUCCUUGGCGAUGACGAAAUUAUCGAAACUCUAAAGUCGGAAAAAUUUGACAUCGGCCUAAUUCAAAUCUUCGAUAUCUGCGGUGCAGGACUGUUCAAGAAAAUCGGGCUGGAAAAAUACAUUUUGGCCGCGGCGAUGCCAUUGCCUAUUUCUGUGGCCGCUUCACUGGGAGUGCCCUAUUCACUGAGCUUUGUGCCAGGUAAAUAUUAUCUGUCUGUCGGGGAAAUAAUGUGGAUUGACUUGUCGCGUCCCGAGAACGCCCAAUUACCGCUUUGGCUAGCGGCGGUUGGAGAUAAUGCAAUAACUUGCGACAAAUCCACCUCAUUUCCCCGGCAGACUACAUAUUUUGCUUCCGAUACAAUCUUUUUGUUGAGUUAUCUUUGGCCAAUUUAUCGCUGUAUGUUGUCGUAUGUUUUGUUCCUUUGCAGACUACAUUCCGCUGCCCACAAACUACGGAAGCUUUGUCAAACGGACAACAAAUGUCGUGGCAUUUUUGGUUGUAAAACAUAUUAUGUCAAGGGCCUUCCAAGGCUACCAAACAGUCAUCGUUCAAGAGCACUUCCCGGACUUCACUGUGGAUGUAAGUUUCCUUGGCUCGUUGCUUGCUUCUCCAAGGAGCUUAGAUGAAAGUUGCCUGCUGUGUUACUCAAGACAACGGGGAAACAACGUAUUUUACCCAAAAAUUCAUACAAAUUAACUUCCAUGAAAUUUUAAAGACAUAGACCACGUAUGUGUUUACUCCCAAGACCUAAAGCUUUAUCGGCGGAAAGACAGCGAAGCCGAUCUCAGCCGGCAGAAUCCUGGAAAGAAAUUUGUAGCUCUGUGAGCCUCAGCCAGGGGCGUAUUCUCACCUAGCUUAAAAAUGGUUAGCUUUGUCGAAAAAAGAGUCUAGUUUUUUGCCAAGUCCGUCAAGCAGCAGGUCAACAAAGAUUUUUCGAAGACCCUACUGUAACCAGAGGUCAACAUGAAUAGUUCCCUCUCUCUUGCUUUUUUUAUUUAUUAGAUGCGACGCAGCUCUUAUAGCUUCUAUCGGUUGAGAUUUCGAUCCGAUACGGCAACAGGGCGGCUUAUUUUUCUCUGUGUGGGCAAUAAUGCCUUGGAAAACGCCGGCUGGAAGAUAAAACGCCCUAUACUUGUACCAUAAACUAAUAGUAGGUCAUCCUUCGUCGGAAAGCGUUUACAAUUAUAAAACAAUUAAUACUACUCAUGCCGCAACAAAAGAAACUUUUCAGGGCGCCUUCGCCAACGCGUCAUUGGUGUUUGUCAACAGCGAUGAGCAUGUGGAAUUUCCCCGUCCAAUCUCCCAUAAAAUUGUUUAUAUCGGGGGAUUUGCGUUGAGCCAGCCGAAGCCACUGAUUGAGGUCAGUUACCUCUUUUUUAGGUUACAAUCUUUAUACUUUUUCAAGCAAAUCACCUUUUCACUUUAGCCAUACAAAUCAUAUCUGGACGAUUCAAAAGAUGGCGCUGUAUUGGUUUCUUUUGGGAGCAUUGCCCAAAGUUCUUCGAUGCCAGACGAGACAAAGCAAGCGUUUCUGGAUGCCUUCAAAGCCUUUCCAAAUGUGAGGUUCAUUUGGAAGUAUGAGACGCCAGAAGAUGAUAUUGCAAAAGGGCUGGAAAAUGUUUUGGUGGCUAAAUGGGUGCCUCAAACGGACAUAUUGAGUAAGUAAUGUGAUAACAUAGAGUGUGUACCACGAUUUACAUAGGGCUAAAAGUUUCUUCACUAUCAGUCUGUCGGGAAAAUAAUGUGGAUUUGUGGCAGCAGAAUGUCUCGCUUUGUCGCAGUCGCGCACCAAAUCUGCAGUCCUCGCAAAGCGAUAAUGGGCAAUUCUAAGGCACAUCGAAUCCAUAUUAUUUUCCCGACAGACUGACAUGUAUGUAGAUGAGGCUUCAUUUGCAUAAAACCUUUUUUCAGACCACAAAAACCUGAUCGGCUUUGUGACUCAUGGCGGGAUGAACAGUGUCUCCGAGGCCUCGCAUUUUGGCAUCCCGAUGGUCUGCAUCUUCUUGUUUGGGGAUCAGCUGCGGAAUUGUCGUAUGGUCGAGGACCGAGGCCUUGGAAUCUCCGCGCAUAAAGCCGAACUGACUUCCGAAAAUUUGAUCAAAACCUUUUCGGAGUUGAUCAACGACAAGAAGUACUACAAGAAAGCCAAAUCCAUCGCUCGAAUGAUCAAGGGGAAGCCGUUGCAGCCGGUCGACAGGGUCCUACAAUAUACAGAAUAUGCGGCGGAUUAUGAUAUCGCCGAAGUUCUGGAGUUGGAGGGAAGACAUCUGAAUAUUGUUCAGUUCUACAACAUUGAUGUGUACGCGUUUCUAAUUUUUCUUUGUCUCUUGAUUCCCUAUUUGGUCUAUAGGGUUGUUCGGUGUUGUUGUCGCUGUUGUUGCGGAAAGAGGACUGCAGCGAAAUCGAAAAAAGAAUAAACUCACAGGGGAAGUACUUCAAGUGUGACGCUCAGAUUUUCUUUAAAAUUUGCACACACGUCGGGUAUGGACUAAAUAUCAAUUCCUGAAAGUUUUAGCUCGCGCUUUGCGGGCGCCGCCGAGAUAUCGAACGAUUUUUGCCGCCGAGAGAGCACGCUCAACGUGGAGAGCGGUCAGAGAGAAAACCGUUUUUUGGCCAUAACUUUGGCAGUUUCGUGCGGAAAAAUUUGAUUUUUUGUAGAAACAUUAUCCUUUACAGUUGAAAUAGGCAUGAAACUUUUCGUGCCGAAAUUCGGCAAAAAGUCCUAAAAUUUCGCCGACUUUCGAUCUAAAAAUCUCGGUUGUUUCUGCAAAGCGCGAGCUAGGAUUCCCGCAUAUAUCUUAGAAAAAAUUAUUCUAAAUUUGUGCCAAGUUUCAUCAAAAUCUGAGCGUCACACUUCAAGUACUUCCCUUGUCAAUCUUUUUUAUACCGAACAUUGGGAAGAGUAGCGUCGAAUGUAUCCAAAGGCCGGUGAACAUUGGUUUUUUUACAGUUAUUUCUGUUUCUAGAUUAGACAUGGCUGGGGGGCCGGGCCGGGCCGAAAAUCGCGGCCCGGCCCGGGGGCCGGAAGAGGUCGGCCCGGCCUCGGCCCCCUUCAAAUUUUCUCGGCCCGGCCCGGCCCGGCCCCUGGGGGCCGGGCCGGGCCGGAGUCGACAGGGGGCCGAACUGUAA